ACUACCUCCCUCCGGCUCUGCCAGGACUCUUUUCUGUGAUCCUUCUUCACCGCCGGCGGAGGUCAUGAGUGCCAAGCUGUGGACGGAGGAGCAGUUCAACUGCCCCGUGUGCCUGGACCUCCCCAACGACCCGGUCACCAUCCCCUGCGGCCACAGCUACUGCAUGGGCUGCAUCAAGGACUACUGGAGCAAGGACGACCCUAACGGGGUCUUCAGCUGCCCCCAGUGCCGCCAGACCUUCUGCCCCAAGCCGUCUCUGUCCAGGAACACCAUGCUGGCCGAAGCCGUGGAGCAGCUCCGCCGAGGGGCCCGGGAGACCGACGUCAGGGCCUCCAUGCGGAGCCGGGGCGGCUCCUCCUCGGCCUCGGCCACGUCCACGGCCAGGUUGCCCUCCUCGGCCGUGCCGUGCGACCUGUGCAAAGGGGAGCGGCGUGCGGCCGUGAGGAGCUGCCUGGCCUGCAUGAGCUCCUACUGCGAGGCCCACCUGAAGCCCCACCGCACCAAGAAGUCCCUGAAGCAGCACGAGCUCAUCCCGCCCACCGGGGACCUGGCGGAGAAGAUCUGCACGCAGCACAAGUACCUGCAGGAGUUCUUCUGCCGCCAGUGCCGGAUGUUCGUGUGCUGGCUGUGCACCAGCAACUACCACAAGGAGCACGAGUGCGUGUCCACCAAGGCCGAGCGGCUGGAGAGACAGAAGCUGCUGUCAGACGUCCAGGCGGACAACCAGCAGCGGCUGAAGGACAGAGAGCAGGAGCUGAAGGACGUGAGGAAGGUCAUGGAGGGGAUGAAGCGUUCCUCCCAUAAGGUGCAGCAGGACGUGGGCCAGGCGCUGACGGAGCUGCAGCGCUCGGUGGAGCGGCUGCAGGAGCUGCUGGAGGAGACGCUGGACCAGGCCAGCCUGGAGAAGACGGGCCAGGCCCAGGAGCUGGCCGCCAGCCUGGAGGCCGAGGUCCAGGAGCGCCGCAGGAGGGACACGGAGAUGAGGGACCUGGUCAGCUGUGAGGACCACAUCCACUACCUGCAGACCUGUGACUCCAUGUGCAGCCCGCUGGAGUCCGGCGACCUCCCGGCGGUUCACGUCAACCCCGACGCCUCCCUGGAUCCCGUUGGAGACGUGGUCCUGGCUCUCAGGGAGCGAGUGGAGGAUCUGUGCAACCAGGAGCUCGGCAAGAUCACCAAGCAAGUCAACGACACCACCCUCUUCACUCUGGGAGAAGGCAACCGGAGCAGAGCACAAAAGGGGCUUCUGAAGCGUGAGUUUCCUCCUGACUUCUAUGAACGUGUUGAUGAUGCUCUGACUGGUCCUGACAGCUCCGACACCCAGCAUCUCAGUUGGAGCCCGAAGCGCAGACAGACGAGGUGUCGGAGCUCAGGACGUCAGGAGCAGAGAUUCACCACGAGACGGAGGGAACACGAGCUCCCCCAGACCGGGAAACAGACGGCGGAGAGAGGAGAGGGAGACGGUGAGGGAGGCGAACCCCAACCCCAGCCCUGCUCCCAGCCGCAGGGAGUCUCCGUCUCUCUGGAGCAGGUCCAGCCAGGGCCCGGCGGCCCUCGCUGCAUCCCCGGCCCCGGCCCCGGCCCCGGCCCUGACCCCAGCCCCAGCGAGCCCAGAUCCCGCUUCUGCACCCACCGGAGGUACACCUUCAGUCGGAUGGCGUCCAUCAGCAGCCUGUUCCGCUCCAACCGCCGUGGCGCCAGCCAGGCCGUCCCCGCCGCUCCGAGUGCUGCCCCGGCUGCAGCAGGAAACCCAUGGGGGGUGGCGGCUCUGACUGAAGCACCAGCAGAAGUGAACCCGGGCCUCUUCCUGGACUCCCCCUCCCCCGACGCCGUCGGUCACCCUGCUUUCCCAGCACUGAGAGAGAUCAACCUGGACAGCCUGCAGGCGCCGGAGCCGAGGACCAGGGACGAGUUCCUGCAGUAUUGUGUGACGCUGGUCCUGGACCCGAACACGGCCCACCGCCGCCUGGCUCUGUCUGAGGGCGACACCAAGGCCACCCUGCAGGGGGCGGCGGCGCCGCAGCCCGACGCCCCCCAGCGCUUCGACGGCUGGACCCAGGUGCUGAGCCGCAGCCCGCUGCAGGCCCAGCGCUGCUACUGGGAGGUGGAGUGGAGGGGCCGCGGCUCCUCCAUGGGCGUGGCCUACGGCUCCCUGAGCAGGAAGGGCUCGGACGCCCGGGCGGGGCUGGGCUACAACGCCCAGUCCUGGACGCUGGAGCUGUCGGACACCUGCUGCGCCGCCAUGCACGACAACCAGAAGAGGGACAUCCCGGUGGGGUACUCCCCCCGCCUGGGCGUGUACCUGGACCUGGCCGCCGGGGCGCUGCACUUCUACAGCGUGGCCGGCAGCAUGACGCACCUCCACACCUUCAGGGCCAACUUCACCCAGCCCCUGUACGCCGCCUUCGGGGUGGGCAGCGGGGUCGGGGUGGGGCUGGACUUCGCCCUGGGCCAGUUCACGGCCAGCUCCGACAGCAUCAAGAUCUGCCCCUUGUGAGGGGAGCCCGGUGACCCUGAACACCUGGACGUACCUGAGAGGUGGCACCUGGACAACUGGAGGCUCCUGCACCGCUGGACUUGAAGACUUUAUACAGUAUUGUAGUUUUUUUUCUUUCUUGCCUUUGUCUUUUCUAUUUUUUGGGUAUGUAAUUUUUUCUUUUCUUUGUGUGAGCGUGCUGUGCGCGGGAGUACGACGGAGUAUUAGGGCCAAACA
Molecule: messenger RNA, 2713 nt
Organism: Cololabis saira (Pacific saury)
Lineage: Eukaryota; Metazoa; Chordata; Actinopteri; Beloniformes; Belonidae
Gene: trim25l
Product: tripartite motif containing 25, like
Exons: 15
Coding region: 65-2497 (810 amino acids)
Molecular function (GO): protein binding; zinc ion binding
Source: RefSeq, a predicted model, not a curated record